Phyllostomus discolor (pale spear-nosed bat) is the source of this 1479-nucleotide messenger RNA. Its product is annotated as olfactory receptor 10A4. The record is from RefSeq and is a predicted model, not a curated record. The transcript has a single exon. Gene Ontology annotation, molecular function: olfactory receptor activity; G protein-coupled receptor activity. The coding region runs from base 511 to 1479 and encodes 322 amino acids. Gene Ontology annotation, cellular component: membrane. Lineage: Eukaryota; Metazoa; Chordata; Mammalia; Chiroptera; Phyllostomidae. Gene Ontology annotation, biological process: G protein-coupled receptor signaling pathway.
AUAAAGAUUCCUCCAAUGUGCUGAAAUCUUCCUGAGUGUGGGCUGCUGCAGACUGGCACACAUUCAGGACUCCUCCUUGGGGAUCAUUGGUAACUGUUGGCAAACUUCCUUUGCUUUUCUCCUUCCCACCCUUUUAUUUUGUAGAAAACAUAUCCUGACUGACACCAAUACCUUUCGUUGUGCCCCAGGAUCUUUGUCUUCAGAAAUGCUUGGCCUGGCCUGACUUCUUUUUAGCACCAGUGACUGGUGUCAAAGAAAAGAGAAAAGUCAGGAGUUCUGUAGAUAUGCAGGUCUAUGGUGUGCCUAAGUUCAGUCUGGAAAAAAGGUUAGUGUUCUUCCCAAAAAUGUGAAUCCCAUAGUCAGACUCGUUCUUCACGUUUUUGAAAGUACAGCUGUUUGAUCUGCAACAACUAUAAGAAGAGAGGUAGAGAAUGAGGUCACAGGAGGUUCUGCUUCCAAAGGUAUAAUAGAAGUCUAUGUAACAUACAUGGAAUUCUUCCCAGAGCAUGAAUGCCCAGCAGAAUCAUGGCCAGAAGAACGAUGUGGGGAAACUGGAAAACUGUCAGCCAGUUUGUUCUUGUCAGUUUCUCAGCCUUGUCUUCUGAUCUACAAACUCUACUAUCCCUCCUUUCCUUGACCAUUUACUUCAUUACCCUAUUGGGCAAUGUCCCUAUCAUCCUGGUCACUACAGCUGACUCUGCAAUACAAAGUGCCAUGUACUUCUUCCUCAGGAACUUGUCCUUCCUGGAGAUAGGUUUCAACUUGGUCAUUGUGCCCAACAUACUCGGGACCAUGAUCAUCCCAGACACAUCCAUCUCCUUCCUUGGCUGUGCCACUAAGAUAUAUUUAUUCUUCUUCUUUGGGGCUGCUGAAUGCUGCCUCCUGGCCACAAUGGCAUAUGACCACUAUGUGGCCAUCUGUGACCCUUUGCGUUACCCAGUCAUCAUGGACCACAGGGCCUGUGCCCAGCUGGCAACUGCAUCCUGGUUCUCAGGGUUUCCAGUGGCCACUGUGCAAACCACAUGGAUUUUCAGCUUCCCUUUUUGUGGCCACAAUAGAGUGAACCACAUCUUCUGUGACAGUCCCUCUGUCAUUGUUGCCCUGGUCUGUACUGAUAAUUUGCUGUUUGAACUGGAGGCUCUGACAGCCACUGUUCUCUCCAUCCUCUUCCCUUUCUUGCUGAUCUUGGGGUCCUGUGCUUGCAUCAUCUCCACUAUCUUCACGAUGCCCUCAGCUGAGGGGAAAUUCAAGGCCUUCUCCACCUCUUCCUCACACCUCCUGGUGGCCUCCCUUUACCACAGCACUGCCAUCAUCACACACUUCCGACCCCAGUCCAGCACCUCUCCUGAGAGCAAGAAGCUGCUAUCACUCUUCUACAUGGUGGUAACUCCCAUGUUGAACCCCAUCAUUUAUAGCUUAAGGAGCAGUGAAGUGAAGUCUGCACUGAAACAGGUCAUCCACAGGGCCCUGGGCUCAUAG